AUGAUCAGUUACACAGGCUCAAUAAGAAAAAGUGAAUCUGGCAUCAAUUCCGACAUUUCAGGCCAGCCUUACUGCGUCUCAGUGUUGAAAGAGGGCUACUGCACAGCUGAACCAGACGGAGCGUUUAGAGCUGACGGAACUAUUUCUUUAGUUACCGGACAGCAAACUAUCCUAGAGGACACCGGAGGCCCGUGGGACCGAAACUUUCUCGUCGCAAAACUUGAGAAAGGUCUUACACCAGAUAAUGGCGCUACAGUAGUCGGAACCCACGGUCACUCGGACCACGUGGAAGGCUUGUUUCCAAACGCCAAAAUAAUCGUGGGAUGUGACAUAAGCGUGGGGGAUCGAUAUCUGCCAACCCAGCUGGCUGAGGGACAGCCAUACCCUAUUGACUAUUUUGUAUCCGUCAUUGCCACGCCUGGCCACAUGGGUAGAGAUGUCAGUGUCCUGGUGAAGGGAACAUCGGAGGGGACAGUCCUUGUUGCUGGAGACUUGUUUGAACGUUGCCAUGAUGAAGAUUCAUGGAAGGAGCUGAGCGAGAAUCCUCAAAUACAGGAGACCAAACGACAGAUGGCGCUGCAGAUUGCGGACGUGAUCGUUCCUGGACAUGGGCCGUUAUUCAGCACAGGCAAUGAUGACAUUGACGCCAAUCCUUCUUUAGGCCCUGUAGCAUCAGCUUAA
This is a messenger RNA of Sinocyclocheilus grahami, 681 nucleotides long. Its product is annotated as metallo-beta-lactamase domain-containing protein 1-like. The transcript has 3 exons. The record is from RefSeq and is a predicted model, not a curated record. Bases 1 to 681 code for a protein of 226 amino acids. NCBI's taxonomy places the organism in Eukaryota, Metazoa, Chordata, Actinopteri, Cypriniformes, Cyprinidae.